UAAAAUAAUUGUUAUAAUACUUAUAUAAUGUUUCGAGGUGAUAAUUCUCACUCUUUAAGCUAUGAACAACAGGCAAAAUUUAUUCAAGACCGAAUCACUAACGUAGAAAAAAACUUUGGGGAAUUAUGCGUUGCAUUUGGUGAUUAUGCCAGAAGAACCGCAAGAUUACGAGAUCAAGGAGACGAGCUUGCUAAGGUUCUCAAAGAUUACGCUAACAAUGAAAUAGUCAAUAAGUCAUUAAGUGCUGGUCUAGAAAACCUAUCAAUAACGCUGACCGCCAUAGAAGAAUAUAGGAAUUGCGAAGUUCAACGUUUAGAAGCCAAGGUCAUUGGAGAGCUGUGUCAGUACGAGGCGAUAUGCAAGCACGCGAGAGAGGAGGUGAAACACACCAUGAACGUGAGAGAGAAAGAACUGGCCAGGAAGAAGGUUCUGGACAAAACCAGGGAGCGGCAGCCCUUUAACAGGCAGCAAGUGACAUACGCGGAAUCGGAGCUCCUAAAAGCGUCAGCGGAGAUGUCGCGCACAGCCAAGGGACUCAGCGAGCAGACGGAGUUCUUCGAGCGCCGCAAGCUGCAGCAGCUAAAAGCGCUGCUGAGCGACUUCAUGCUCAUCGAGCUCAACUUCCACGCCAAGGCGCUGGAGCUGCUGACCGUGGCGCACCAGCAGGUCGCCGACAUCAACGACAAGGCGGACCUCGAUAACUUCAGAAGAAAACUCCGGUCUCCGGAGAAGCAAGUAAGCACCGGAGUGUCGGCGCGAUCUUCGUCGCUCGCGUCUCUGCUGCAGCCCUCGCCUGCUCGGGACGACGACCCCGCGAAUUUGCGGAGACUACGUACUCCGGAGAAGCACGGGGCAUCCACACUACCCCGGUCGUCUUCCCUGGCAGCUCUCAUGAGCUCUAAGCACGAAGAGGAAACUACGGAUUCUGAGGAAUCUGAAGAAGGGAGCUCGUCGGAAGAAACCGAGUCGCGUUAGUUUGUCUAAGUCCAAGAAAUAUCUACCUACCUACUUACUUUUAACUAUGAAAACUUCUUAUCAUAUAUGUAUACCUACAUUUAAACAACAGAUAUUUUAUACAUAGGUAGGUAUAGCAAUAGGAUAUUGUCGUCAAGUAUAGCCGUAGUAAAUAAUAUAAUAUCCUAAUUAAGAAAGUAAUAAACAUUUUUAUGUUAGGUUUUUUUUUCUUUUAUGACCUCUAUGCCCUAGUAUCCGAAAUCAAUUAAAUUUAGCACACUUUCUUACACAUUGUUAGCUUAUUCAAAUGAAGGCACAUCACAGGUAGUGCGUAACUAUGUACCAGCGUUAUCUUCACAAGCAUAAUCUAAUAUCAGUAAAAUUGUAUUGCUACUGAGUUUUUUUUUUUAUUAUUAUAAAUGGGCUUACUCUUGACCACAGACUAGCCAAAGGCAAAGACGUGGCCUACGUGAGUUCAACAAAGUUACGAAAAGUCUUCUAAACAUUUGGCUGUUCAAGCAACAAAGUAGGUAUUAAAGCAUUCCAACUAUUCCAAGCUUUAAAAAAAUGCCUUGUGAUAAAAAUAAAAGUCAGUUAUUUUUCUCUUAACAAAAUCUAACUAACCAGUUCCACUCAAAAGCACACAUUUCAGUUGCGUUAUCAAAAUUUAUCCGUUUUUACGAGAUGACGUUUUAGUAGCAUAGUUACCUACUACUUAGGUACCUACCUACUAUAGGUAAUACUAAUAUGUUCUAAAGCAACUAAAGAACGGAAUGUGUUAACACUUGUUCAAUGAUACAUAUUAUAAAGUCGAAAUGUGUACAAUUUUACAACUGAAUAAAUAUCAAAAUUGCAUAAAAUAUUGUCAUUACUAUUUUAAUCUAUUCUGCUUGGACAGUAAGUUCGAAAUUUAACUUGAUUGUUCUGAAACAUCACAAUACUUAACUAGCUUUGGCCAGACACCUUUGUACCUAGUCUGGCUAUGCCUCAGUUAUUUAGUGGAUAUAACAAGUUAUGAUAGAAUUAAAAUUUUGUUAUCAGUCAGAAUGCUUAUCCUAUACAUGUUAUAUAGUUUUGCCUUGUUCCUAUAAUUCUUUGCAUGUCCAACAGACAUAGGUACCAUGUUGUAUUGAUUCGAGUCAUCUUGUGCCACUCAGUACCUAGCACUGUGAUAAUCAAUAUGCACCCUCCAAAGUUCCUAC
This is a messenger RNA of Leguminivora glycinivorella, 2156 nucleotides long. RefSeq names its product CBY1-interacting BAR domain-containing protein 1-A (gene Fam92). The record is from RefSeq and is a predicted model, not a curated record. The coding region runs from base 28 to 975 and encodes 315 amino acids. The transcript has 7 exons. NCBI's taxonomy places the organism in Eukaryota, Metazoa, Arthropoda, Insecta, Lepidoptera, Tortricidae. Gene Ontology annotation, biological process: cilium assembly. Gene Ontology annotation, cellular component: ciliary transition zone; ciliary basal body.